CGCUACGUGACAAAGUUGGGCAAGUGCCAGGUGAACCUGGGCAACAUCCAGGAGAAGAAGCGUUUCCUCUCGGACAUCUUCACCACCAUCGUGGACCUCAAGUAUCGCUGGUUCCUCUUUGUCUUCAUGAUGUGCUACAUUGUCACCUGGGUGGUCUUUGGCACAAUCUACCUCUUUGACGCCUGGGUGCGGGGUGAUGUCUGGCACCAGGGCGAUCCCGAGUGGUCCAUGAUCGACGCGAUGAUGGUGGGCUGCAUGUUCGUCAAGAUCUCCCGGCCCAAGAAGCGCGCCCAGACCCUCAUCUUCAGCAAGCACUGCGUCAUCUCCCGCCGGGAUGAGAAGCUCUGCCUGAUGUUUCGUGUGGGGGACCUGCGGGAGAGCCACAUGGUGGACGCCAAGAUCCGGGCCAAGCUGAUCAAGUCCCGGCAGACACCCGAGGGGGAGUUCAUUCCCCUGGAGCAGUCAGAUAUCUGCCACGUCAUCGACUGCCACAGCCCUUUCUGGGACUUGUCAGCCGAGUCGCUGCACCGGGAGCAGUUUGAAAUCAUCAUCAUUCUCGAGGGCAUCGUGGAAGCCACAGGAAUGACGUGCCAAGCCCGCUCCUCGUACACGGAGGACGAGAUCCUCUGGGGGUACCGCUUCGAGCCCUGCAUGUCCCUGGAGAAAGGCGCCUUCCGGGUGGACUACAGCCGCUUCGAUAUGACCUUCGAGGUGCAGACCCCGGUGGCCAGUGCCAAGGAGCUGCACGAGCUGCGGGAGCUGGAGCAGGGAGCACUCCACGCUCAGCCUCUACUGGGACCACCUCCUGCAGCCCUUUGUUCCGCCGGGCACCGGGCCCAGCCACGAGGCCUUC
Molecule: messenger RNA, 853 nt
Organism: Merops nubicus (carmine bee-eater)
Lineage: Eukaryota; Metazoa; Chordata; Aves; Coraciiformes; Meropidae
Product: G protein-activated inward rectifier potassium channel 4-like
Biological process (GO): potassium ion import across plasma membrane; regulation of monoatomic ion transmembrane transport
Cellular component (GO): plasma membrane
Molecular function (GO): inward rectifier potassium channel activity
Source: RefSeq, a predicted model, not a curated record